AUGGAUUCGUUUGAUAAAGUAGUUGCAGUUUUGAUUUUACUUAAUGGCUUACUUGGAGUUGUAAUCAAUACUUUUGUUAUCUAUAUUUAUUUCAAUGGGUCUCAAGAUAAAAAUAGUUUCAAUUUGAUAUGUCUUUCUAGAGCAAUCAAUAAUAUUAUUAUGCUGGUUCUUGAGUUUUUACUUCUAUAUUUUCCAGUAUAUGUUUUAUCUAGUAAAGUUUAUCCCGAUAUUGUUACAAGUGUAAUUAACACCUUCACCAUCAAUUCAUAUCUUGUUAACCAACUUCAAACAGUUGCAAUUGCAUUGAAUCGAUUUAUUGCAUUAUUUGCACCAUUACGAUAUAAUACUUUGUGCAGUAACCAAGUCGCAUGGGUAGUUCUAGGAUUACUUUAUGCUCAAAGGGGUGUUGCGACUGUGGUGAAACUUUAUGAUUUGAUUAACAGUUGCCUUAUUCGCUUGAACAUCGGAACAUUUGCACAUAUGUUGAGCAAAAUUACAGUAAAAUUGUUCCAGUCGGCUCGGAUCUUAUUGUUUUUAUGCCGUAUGUUCUUGGCAAUAACUAUUGUCUUGAAUCUGAUGACAUUCGCGAAAAUUUUAAGAUUUUAUUUUAGCCUGGUAUCAGCAAAAAGAAAUAUGCGAUUAUUUUUGCAAACUGUAUUUCAGGACUCUUUAUAUUUAAUUGACGCUACAUUCACUUUUAAGCUCAGUACGUUAAGCUCCCAUCGAAUUUGGCAAUUCGUCAGUACAGUUUUCGUAUGGGAGUCGAUACAUUCUCUUGAUGGGCUAAUGUUUUCUGAUCGACUAUCAAUUUUGAGGACCCGGUUUCAGAGAUUGCGGUCAAAUCAGGUGUCUUCUACGGAUCGAGCUGAUCUGAAUGGAGGCAGGGCGCCACCGUCACUUCCAGAUGUUGGAUAA
Molecule: messenger RNA, 915 nt
Organism: Caenorhabditis elegans
Lineage: Eukaryota; Metazoa; Nematoda; Chromadorea; Rhabditida; Rhabditidae
Source: the annotation of a RefSeq genome assembly